Messenger RNA from Parasteatoda tepidariorum (common house spider), 2865 nucleotides. RefSeq names its product kinesin-like protein KIF3B. NCBI's taxonomy places the organism in Eukaryota, Metazoa, Arthropoda, Arachnida, Araneae, Theridiidae. The record is from RefSeq and is a predicted model, not a curated record. Gene Ontology annotation, biological process: microtubule-based movement. Gene Ontology annotation, molecular function: ATP binding; microtubule motor activity; microtubule binding.
UUAAUUUCUUUGGAGUAAAUGGCAAUGCAUCGCAUUACUUCAUGGUUAUUUCUGUUAUUGUUUGAGUUUCUGUUUUUGCCUUCAAGAUAGAGAAGAUAUUAUUUAUUUAAAGUUAUUUUUUAAGCAUAGUAAAGCUUGCUUAAAAAAUGGAUUCUAAACUAGAGAUGGGGAAAAGUAAGUCUGAAUCCGUGAAAGUGGUUGUACGAUGUCGUCCGAUUAGUGAAAAAGAAGUUUCUGCCAAUUAUCAUUCUGUUGUAAAACUUCAUCCUGAUCGUGGUGCUAUAGAAAUACAAAGUACGAAGCAAAACUCAAAGAAUUUUACAUUUGAUGCUGUUUUUGACGGAGGAAGUCAAACUGACGUGUAUGAUGAAGUGUUUCGACCAUUAGUGGAUUCAGUAAUUAAUGGUUUUAAUGGGACAAUAUUUGCAUAUGGUCAGACAGGUGCUGGCAAAACUUACACAAUGGAAGGUGUAUUGGGUGAUCCUGAACAUGAAGGUGUAAUACCACAUUCCUUUAAACAUAUAUUUAGUCGAAUAGCACGAUCAGAAAAUACCCAGUUUCUUGUUUCUGCAUCAUACCUUGAAAUUUACCAAGAAGAAGUCCAUGAUUUGCUAUCUCCUGAACCGAAAAAGAAAUUAGAAGUGCGAGAAAGAAAUGAUACUGGUGUUUAUGUUAAAGAUUUAAGUGUUGUAGUGUGUAAAACAGUUCAGGAUUUAGAAAAAGUUCUAGUUCAAGGCAAACUCAACCGAAGCAUUGGAACAACGAAUAUGAAUGCUCAUAGUUCACGCUCACAUGCUAUUUUCAUCAUUAACAUCGAAUCUUGUGAGCCUGACUUAGAAGGUAGUCAGCAUGUUAAGAUUGGAAAAUUAAACUUGGUAGAUUUGGCUGGCAGCGAAAAGCAGAAGAAAACUGGGGCUGUGGGAUCAACUCAGAAGGAAUCUAUUAAAAUCAACCUUUCUUUAUCUGCAUUGGGCAAUGUUAUUUCUGCAUUAGUCGAUGGUAAAAGCACACACGUACCUUACAGAGAUUCUAAGCUUACCAGAUUGUUGCAAGAUUCUUUGGGUGGUAAUGCCAAAACUAUAAUGAUAGCCAAUAUAGGUCCUGCAAAUUAUAAUUAUGAAGAAACCAUCACAACCUUAAGAUAUGCAAAUCGAGCCAAGAAUAUUAAGAACAAACCAGUGGUGAAUGUUGAUCCUAAGGAUGCCAUACUAUUACAAUAUCAGCAAGAAAUAAAUACCCUGAAGGCUCAAUUAGCUCUUAAGGAAGCAAAGCGGAAGAAAAAGAAAGAAUCUCCCAAGAUAACCGAAGAAAAUGUUGAUGAAGAAAUUAAUGAUGCUAGCAUUGAAAUUGUGAAGAAAAUGGAAAAUCUUCUAUCUGAAGAGCGAGUAGCAUAUUUAAAUGAACAAAAUCUAAUGUCUGAGGAAAAAGAAAAGAUAAUGAGGGAUAUUAAAGCUAAAGAUGAAGAAUUGAGACUUGAAAAUGAAGCAAAAGAGAAAAUAAAUUCCCAGUUGCAGGAACUUGAAGCUAAACUUUUGUGUGGAGGAAAAAACAUAAUAGAUCAUACAAAUGAACAACAGCGAAUUUUGGAAAAGCGACGGCAAGAGUUAGCUGAUCAAAAGCGCAUUGAGAGAGAAAUGCAAAAGAAAUUAGUGGAAGAAGAAGAAUGUACUUUAGAGAAGAAAGAAACUUACGAUUCAUUGCAACAAGAAGUUGAAGUAAAAACUAAAAAGUUAAAGAAGCUUUUCCAACGACUCCAAGCUUUGAAAGAAGAUAUUAAUGAUGAACAAGAAAUAAAUUCUUUUGAAAGGCAGGAAAAGGAACAAACGAUUGAAACACUGACACGUGAUUUAAAACUAUCAAAUCUGGUGAUCGACAAUUUUGUAAAUCCUGAAGAUAAAACUAAGUUUUUGGAACAUGUGCAAUAUGAUGAAGAUGAUGAUGCUUGGGUUAUAUUUCCUACUGAAAUGUCUUACUCUCAUUUUAAUCCUGCUGAGCGACCAUCAUCAGCAAAUGAGUUUCGCCGACCAAUGACUAGUCAUGCAAUAAAGAUGACAAGAUUGUCAGCAAGACCUCGAUAUAGAAGUGAAAACAUUGUUGUUGUGGAUUUCGCUGUUCCACGUAGUAGAACAAUUGACCAUUAUGAACCAGAAAUAGAUCCAUAUGCAAGAGAAGCUAUUAGAAAGUUAUUGGCGGACCAAACAAUAAAUGUACAACAUUUUAGGCACAAUUCUGAUAAAAGUUCUGAACCAGUCCAAAAGUAUGGUAGAUUUGGAAUCAGAGCAUCCUCAAAUUGUGGUCGUCAAAUGAAAACUAAAGUUGAUGUGGAGCAGUAUCCCGUUCCUCGUGGCCUCGUUCCAAAAUGAUAAAUUUGAAUGCAACUCAAAUCUACCGUCUGUGAUAUAUUUAUUUUAAUAACUUAGUUUUUUAUUUUUUGUAAAUGAUGGUGAUGAAUGCUUUUUGUGUAACAUGCCAUAAUGUUUUUGUUCUCAGGUCAACAUUAUUGCUCACCAUGUUGUAAAUGUAGUUAUCAAAUUUAGCAUGCACUGAGGAAUUCUAUAUAACCUCAAUGAUUGGCAAUUCAGCGAAUUUUAUGUCUAUGUUGAAAUUUUGGCUUGCUUAUCGAAACAGAGAGUAUGUAGAAAACAUAGAUAGUGGUUCUAGUCAUAAACAUAAUUUUAUUUAGAACAAAUCUUGGAUAUUUAAUUAGUUGAACUAAAUGAUGUAAUUUAUGCCUACUGUAUGAUUAGUCCCUUUGAAAAAGUUAUUUUUGUUAUUGUUUAAUUUUAGACUUAUUUGAUGAUUGUAUGUUGGUAUUAAGAUCUAUACUGUGAGAAGUUAUGAACAAGUAAAAUUACUUAAAACAAA